Prorocentrum cordatum is the source of this 825-nucleotide messenger RNA. The record is from the annotation of a GenBank genome assembly. Lineage: Eukaryota; Dinophyceae; Prorocentrales; Prorocentraceae.
GAGAGCCUGCCACCCGGGAGCCUGAACUUCGACCCGGAGUACCAGGCGGCCUACGACAUGGCCCUGGAGGCGCUGCACUCCGAGCACGGCGUGCCGGCCGCGCCGCUGCGGGCCCUCGCACACGGCGGCGGCGGCACGGUGGAGGUCAUGGCCGUCUGCCUGUACAAAGACGACCGGCUCCCGCGGCUGGCAGCGAACAACCACGCGCUGUACUGCAAGCAUCGCGGCUACACGUACCAGCAGUUCCUGGAGGUGCCGGCGGGCGGCUGGGACCGGCUGGAGGGCUUGCCGCGGGAGCCGCACUACUGGAAGAUCCAGCAGACGUUGGAAGCUCUUGAGCGCGAGGACGGCCCAGAGUGGGUCCUCGUCAUCGAUUGCGACGCCUUCUUCACGAACGCCAGUAUCGGCGUUUCGGAUCUGGUGGCCAGCUACGGGACGGACGAUACCCUGUUCUUCGUCGCGGAAGACCCUGCCGGGAUAAACACUGGCGUCUUGCUGUUCCGCCGGCACGAAUGGACGAGGGAUUUCUUGCGACGGGUGUUGCAGACGCCGUUUGUGCAGAUCUGGGACCAGUCCCAGUUCUUCUGGCAGAUCUUGCAGGAGUUCGGCGCGUUCUCCCUUGGCGAUGUCCCUUCUGCGACGUCAGGUCGAGUCGCCCUCGUGCACCAGAGCCACCUGAACGCCUACCACUCCGGCACGGCGGAGAGCUGGAACGCGUACGCUUGGCAAUCUGGCGACUACGCGAUUCAUUAUGCUGGUUGCCCUUGGGAUGAGCAGUUCUGCUGGGACAAGAUGGUGGCAUCGGCGCGGCUAAUAGAGGAUCAG